AUGGCUCUCUGUGAUGUCUCUGCUCUCCUCCUGAUGCUGACUACAGCCCUGGGCACCUCCUGGCACCUCCAGGCAGGCGUUUGCUACGCUGAGUUUGGCGUGCGGGUCCCCAAGACCACGGGCUCUGCCUACACCUACAGCUACGUGACGGUGGGGGAGUUCGUGGCAUUCUUCAUCGGCUGGAACCUCAUCCUGGAGUACCUGAUCGGCACGGCCGCGGGCGCCAGCGCCCUCAGCAGCAUGUUCGACUCGCUGGCCAACCACACCAUCAGCCGCUGGAUGAUCAACAGCGUUGGGACGUUGAACGGACUAGGGAAAGGAGAGGAGUCAUACCCUGACCUUCUUGCUCUGGUCAUUGCUGUCAUUGUCACCAUCAUCGUGGCCAUGGGGGUGAAGAAUUCAGUGGGGCUGAACAACGUGCUCAAUGUCAUUAACCUGGCAGUCUGGAUCUUCAUCAUGAUUGCUGGUCUCUUCUAUGUCAAAGGUGACAACUGGUCUGAAGGGCAAUUCCUGCCGUUUGGAUGGCCGGGGGUGCUCAAAGGGGCUGCGACGUGUUUCUAUGCCUUCAUCGGCUUCGACAUCAUUGCUACCACGGGAGAAGAAGCGAAGAGUCCCAACACCUCCAUCCCCUACGCCAUCACAGCCUCGCUCGUCAUGUGCUUGACAGCAUAUGUGUCUGUGAGCAUCAUCCUCACGCUCAUGGUGCCCUACGAUGCUAUCGACACCGAGUCCCCGCUGAUGGAAAUGUUUGUCACCAAUGGCUUCUACGCGGCGAAGUUCAUUGUUGCCAUUGGGUCCGUGGCCGGCCUGACUGUCAGCUUGCUGGGUUCCCUUUUCCCAAUGCCAAGAGUCAUUUACGCCAUGGCUGGUGACGGGCUGCUCUUCAGAUUUUUGUCCCACGUCAGUUCUUACACGGAAACUCCCAUAGUGGCUUGUAUCGUCUCUGGAUUCCUUGCAGCACUGCUCUCCUUGCUGGUUAGCCUGAGGGACCUAAUAGAAAUGAUGUCCAUUGGCACGCUGCUCGCCUACACGUUGGUCUCCGUCUGUGUCCUGCUCCUCCGGUACCAGCCCGAGAGUGACAUUGACGGCUUUGUCAAAUUCCUCUCCGAGGAGCACACCAAGAAGAAGGAGGGCAUCCUGGCUGACUGCGAGAAGGAAGCUUGCUCCCCAGGUAGCGAAGGAGAAGAGUUCACUGGCCCACCGACCAACACAUGUGGGGCAAAAAAUCUGCCAUCCCUGGGGGAUAACGAGAUGCUAAUUGGGAAAUCUGAUAAAUCCACCUACAACGUGAAUCACCCCAAUUAUGGCACAGUCGACAUGACCUCGGGGAUAGAGGCAGAUGAGUCUGAGAACAUCUACCUCAUCAAGCUGAAGAAGUUGAUUGGCCCUCGCUACUACACGAUGAGGAUCCACCUCGGACUGCCGGGGAAAAUGGACCGUCCCACGGUAGCCACCGGCCACACGGUCACCACCUGCGUGCUCCUGCUCUUCGUCCUGAUGUUCAUCUUCUGCUCCUUCAUCAUUUUUGGAGCAGACUACAUCUACGAGCAGAGCUGGUGGGCUGUCCUCCUCGUUGUGCUGAUGAUCCUGCUCAUUGUCGUGCUGGUGUUUGUGAUCUUGCAGCAGCCAGAAAACCCCAAGAAGCUGCCCUACAUGGCACCUUGUCUGCCCUUUGUCCCUGCCUUUGCUAUGCUGGUGAAUAUCUAUCUCAUGCUGAAGCUCUCCACAGUCACGUGGAUCCGAUUUGCCGUCUGGUGUUUUGUGGGUCUGCUCAUCUACUUUGGCUAUGGGAUGUGGAACAGCACACUGGAGAUCAGUGCCCGGGAGGAGGCCCUCCACCAGAGCACCUACCAGCGCUACGACGUGGACGUCGACCCCUUCUCUGUGGAUGACAGCUUCUCCUAUGCCGCUGAGGGUGAGGGUUACCCGGGCUGGGGUCCCUCCGAGGACAAGGGCUUCUCAUACCAGCAAAUGGCAGGAGCAAAGGAAAGCCAUCGGACGAGUAGCAGGUCGAAAAGCAAAGGCAGGCACAAACCACCAUCGGAGGCUCUCAUCGCCAACGACGAGUUGGACUACUCGCCUGAGUAG
Molecule: messenger RNA, 2088 nt
Organism: Pelecanus crispus (Dalmatian pelican)
Lineage: Eukaryota; Metazoa; Chordata; Aves; Pelecaniformes; Pelecanidae
Source: RefSeq, a predicted model, not a curated record